AUGUCUUCGGCGUCACAGAGAGAACCUAGACUUGCGUAUGAGCAUGAUUUUGAGUGCGUGUACAAGUCGAGACAGCAACGGCCCGGGCUCCGAGCAGGCUACGUAUCACGACUGGAGCAGCAGCUUGAAGCCAUGCAGGCGAGACUAGAACGAGUUGAAGAUUAUUUGGUGCAGGGUGGCCAUAACAUGCCGUUCAAUAUCGAACGCACUCCUGUCUCCUUGCCUUCAGCUGACAACGGCCAAUUGGAAUCUGAUCCGUCCGAUCCAGAUCUGGCCGAAGUUGGUGGUGAUGUCACGCAGGACGUGCUGGAAGCUGCUCCCCAACCUCACCUCAAUACCUUCAGCAAUGACUCUCCGAUACCGUCAGCUACACUCAGCCUCCCUACAGCACAUGAAACAUUCAGAAUAUGGUUUCAAAGCUAUCACCCUUGGUUUCCUAUCUUGCACCACGGUUCCUUCCAAGGAUUGUCCACCUUUGAGAGCUCCGACCAGGAACUAAUCUGCAAAGCUGUUACUGCUGUAAUAAUAUUUGAUCAGGCCGAGAGUUUGCCAUGGCAUCAUGCAAGAGCCGCGGAGCUUCGCGAUCAAGUCCUGCUCCAAGGCUUUGCAACCUCGUCGCUGCAGUCUGUCCAGGCUCUUUUGGUUCUGUCUAAUCAUUUGUACACCAGCGGGAAACUCGCAGAAUUCUGGAAUUUAUUGGCGGUCUGCAAGAGAAUACUUGCUCAUCCCAAUCUCCAACGCCACGGAGUAAGCCCCUUGUACACCUAUACAUCCAGAGCACAGAUGGCACAGCGUUACGCCGCGAGUAGUAAUGUAGUCAAAGAGGAAGCAAGCCGAGCUUUCUGGAUGGUUGAGAUGUUGGAUGCAAUCUCGACCCUAGGACUCCCUUAUUCCAUGCCGUACUCGCCAUCGCCCCUGGGUGCUAGCCUGCCCUGCCUUGAGUCUCAAUGGUCGACUACACCGACAGUGAUAGAGCGUUCUGAUUCAGAACCGCGGUAUGCAUCGGGAUUUACCCUCUGCAUCAUGCUUUCAGUGGAGGAGCUCAAGGUUGUCCGCGAGUUUCUGGGGAGAUCCUAUGAGUUGGACAAGCUGGAUCAGAGACUUGACUGGCAGUCCGAAGCACAAAGAUUAGACGAGAGACUUACAAAUUGGCGCGAAGAAUUCGUUGCUGCAGUAUUUCAGCUCAUCAAUUAUGAGAAAGGACAUUUGCCCCGAGGCGAAAUGGAGUCUUUUUUUACGCUUACCAAUUGUAUACUCAAUGAGGCAAUCAUCGUUUUGCUUCAGCAGAUGGCGCCCAUGCCGAAAGGAAUAGAGACGACCUUUGAACAUUGGGCAUUCGCCACAACUAGAUGCACCUACGCCUGUGAAAAUUUGACGGCCAAGGUGCGCCGCAUAGGAGCAGACCAGCUUGGACGCGAAUCGCCUUAUCUGAUAUCACCACUGUUUGUAUCGGCGCGCUUCUAUAUAGUAUACUCCAAGGCACUUGAUGCGGAUGUCCCCGCAAACCUCCAUACCCUGGCCUUCAUCCUCCAUGCGUGUGGAAAGCGCUGGCCUUUGGCACAACUUUACGAAACAAUCAUUAGAACUGCUGUAGCGGAACAUCGAAGCCCAAUAUCUGAGUGUGUAUUGCCCGUUGAGUUCUACGACUUCCGCUAUACUACCUUGGAGAUUACAGAGUUGCUUCAAAGUGCUGGGACGAAGUUGACGUAG
Colletotrichum aenigma is the source of this 1710-nucleotide messenger RNA. RefSeq lists its product as uncharacterized. Gene Ontology annotation, molecular function: DNA binding; zinc ion binding. Bases 1 to 1710 code for a protein of 569 amino acids. Gene Ontology annotation, biological process: DNA-templated transcription. The transcript has 7 exons. The record is from RefSeq and is a predicted model, not a curated record. Gene Ontology annotation, cellular component: nucleus. NCBI's taxonomy places the organism in Eukaryota, Fungi, Ascomycota, Sordariomycetes, Glomerellales, Glomerellaceae.